AAAUAUACAUUCUGUAAUUGUGUAAAGAAAUGUGUUUCAUACAAUGUUCAAUAACAGCCCCACUGUUAACCGAACAGCUGAUUGCGAGCCGCCACAAAACCAGAAGAAGAAAGAAAACGCUAUUGGCAGAAGUUUAUGAGAACGCUUACAAAUGCUCUAAGUGGUUGCGGUAAUAAUUUGAAACAAAUAUGUCGCUUGUUGAUCAUGACUCAUGGGACAUCGAGUAUAAGGGCUGCGAGCGCUUGCGGCAUCAGCUGCUUGGUUUGCUUCAUAAGCGCAGGCAGCUGGACGCCACCGUCGCUACUCCGGAAUAUGCAAAGCUAACGAACAGCAUUGAUACGAGUCGCGAGCAACUGGCUAAGGAUGUAAAACAUCUCAAGGUGGUGCUGGAUAAUGCCAUCACCUGGGAAUCCUGUCCAGAGUAUGAAUUGCAGCAGCGUCGCAUCAACUACGACAAACUCAAUUCCGACUUACGCAGCAUAGAUGCCACACUCAACAGCAACAGCGCAUACCCCUCAUCCAGCUCGAGCUCAGUUUGGCAGCAAAUGGGCACGACAGCCGCUAUUGCACCGCCCACAGAUGUCGCCAGUUUAAAGCUAACCCAGGCUGCAAUACUUGAGCAACAGGACCGUGGACUGGAGGCUUUGUCUGCGACUAUUUCUCGCCAGCGGCAGCUGGCUACCCAGGUGUACGACGAGGUGGACGAUCAGCAUAAUAUACUGGACAAUCUGGCCAAUACAAUGGAUCGCGUAGAAGCGGGUGUGCAGCGAGAAACACGCACCAUUGGCCAGGUGACUAGAAAGGAUAGCACCUGGGGCUAUUGGUUGGUUAUUUUAUCGCUCUUUGUGGCCAUUAUCAUUGUGGUGCUUAUCUAGGAAGCAGGUUACAGUAACUAUAUAUGUAUGGGAGUUAUUUAUAUAUAUAUAUCUGUUUGCAUAGCAGAUAUAUGUAUAAUCCAUUUUGUAUGCCUGUAAAGCAUUUGCUAAAAUGUUUAUGGAAUGUUUACAGAUGUGUAUAUUAUAAAUGUGUUAAAAUGACUUUGCAG
This is a messenger RNA of Drosophila hydei, 1045 nucleotides long. RefSeq names its product syntaxin-8. Gene Ontology annotation, cellular component: SNARE complex; endomembrane system. Gene Ontology annotation, molecular function: SNARE binding; SNAP receptor activity. Gene Ontology annotation, biological process: vesicle fusion; intracellular protein transport. NCBI's taxonomy places the organism in Eukaryota, Metazoa, Arthropoda, Insecta, Diptera, Drosophilidae. The coding region runs from base 189 to 875 and encodes 228 amino acids. The transcript has 3 exons. The record is from RefSeq and is a predicted model, not a curated record.